GCUCGGCACGGCAAACGAUCGACGACAAUCGACGGCGACGACCACGACGACGACAACGACGCAUGGACGCGGCGGACUUCCGUGCGCGAUUUUCAUUCAAUUUUCAACUCAUUUGAGUUCUAAAUACUUGACAAACACAAGCGCAAAAAAAAAAACGAACCCUACACACCACAUUAAACGACAGAGCGCGCCGGCAACUUCUCAACGGCGCUGCCAAAACAGCAGUUGACGAGCAACCGAGCAACAGCAACAGUUGAAGCAGCAGCAGCAACCACGACAGCAGCAGCAGCAGCGGCAGCUGACGGCGGGCAGCAGCUCGAUAAAAAUCAUAUACAACAAAAAACUCUCAAAGUUAAUACACAAACGGCCGACAAAUGGAGUCCAACAACAACAACAAUAACAAUGGCAACGGUAAACGCGGCAAAAAAGGACGCAAAGCGCGUAACGCAGCCUCACAACAUCAUCCCUGGGACGAAGGCGCAGCAAAUGGAGAAGCAGCAGCAGCAUCUGUGACACCAACAGCAACAACUAUGCGACGCAGUGUCUUAACGGGGGCAGCAUUAACACGAUUUCUGGUUUGCAUGGCACCUGUGAUUGUGUCGCUACCUGGCGCUGGAACUGGCCCCACUGAGCAGCCGACCAUACUACUGAUCAACGGCAUCAACGACGAUCCUCAACAGCAACAACAACAACAGCAGCAGCAGGAGCAGGAGAAACAGAAACAGUUUGCCAAGACAGCGCUUAAGCUUGAGUUGGACAAUAACAACGAAAGCGAGUCAGCGAGUAGUCUGCCCAAUCCCACACAGAGUCACGUGCCCACGACACCGGGUGGAUCGCAUCUGCUCGACUUGGAAUCUCACCUCAUCGAGGACGUUAACGCAGAGCAGAGCGGCGUGGGCAUCAAAGAGCUGCCGCCCAUAGAACAGGAGCUGCAGCAGGGAACAUCAAAAGUAGAGGCAGACGGAGCAGCGCAUGUCAUCGAAGUAGAACCGGCGGGUGCCAAGACCAAGCAGCCAGUUGAGACUCUCGCACCGUCGCAUCAAAUAGCCGAGGUAGACGAGACGGCAACCAAAACAACAACGACAACGGCUGCAGAAGUCGAAGUAGACGUAGACGUAGAAGCAGAAGUAGCGGAGCAAGUGCGUCAGACUGCCGAGCAGCUGGUGAAUGAAAUUGAACGUGAACUAAUCGAGAGCCUAAGCAAAGAUGUAGAACAGGCCAAGGCAGAGCAGGAUAAACAGCUCAAAGGAGAACUCAACGAACUCAACUCGCUCACCAAACAGGUAGACGCUCAGCUGAAUGAGCUGACAAGCAUCCUCAAGAGCAAGCCACAGUCGGAUAUUAUUGUUGAGCAGCUGAACUGGGAGCCAAAACCAAAGGUCGAACUAAAACUGGUUGAGGUGCCACUCCCCAAGUCCGAAGAAGAAGAGCAGGAACGCAAGGAGUUCAUUGAUUCACUGCCACAGAUCGAACAGGAUCGCCUCUCUACAGACACGGAUGCGGAUGCCAAGCGACUGUCGGCGGACUGCAAGCGCGAGUAUUACCAGUCCCUGAAGAAGUAUCUGCUGCAGGGUAGUCAGGAUAAACCGCCAGUGCCUUUGCAAACCUAUCGCUGGGAGGAUCUCCGACGAGCUAAGGAUCGCGGUGGCUAUCCCUGGACACAUCUCUACAAGCGACCUUUGGGACCCGAUGAGGAACCCGAGAUUGUGCUUCUGCUACGCAAAUCGCAGGAGCUACGCUUCAAGUCCGAGUCCCCUAAGUCCCUGAAGAAGGUGCGCUACGACGAGCAAGUCUUGGUCAAGGAGACUGAACGCUACAUACAGGAUCUGUCGGAGGACGAAAUACCCACGCACACAGACGACAGCAGUGACGAAUCUUCCGACUCUGACAGCGACUCGGAGCGUGAUCAGCACAACGAAGACGCCAUCAGUGAGUGCAUUUCUUGCGUCUCCGAUUCGGUGCUCGCAGUUGGCGGUCGCGCCAAGCCCAGGAAGACAAAUCGUCUGGCGCAAAUUCGUGAUAUCAUCCGACGACGACGCAGUGGACGCACACAGGACGACGCUCAGUCGCUGCCCGGCAACUCGGCGAAUCCCAGCAGACAGAACAGUUUGCACGAACUAGCUCCACCGCCAGGAGCAUUAGUCCCAACUCCUGGGAGCACAGAGAAACCCCCAAAGAAGUCCAAGCAAAGUUUCGACAUUAUGAAGAAGCUAAAGAGCUUGGCGGAACGCCAAAAGAAGCGUUUGAAUAUCAAGCGCAUAACGCUCAAGAAGGACGACAAGAUUGUCCUAGGCGAGCAGCAAAAGAUCAUGAAGCUGAAGGCUUCACCAAAAUCGAAGCGCGGUGAAAUUCCACAUUUCAUUGAGAAACAGGACUCGGAUGAUAUACUCGAGCUGGUCGAAUACGAUGAAUCACCGUGCAGAAAACGCAACAAGGAGGAGGAUCAAGAAGAGCUACCAAGCACGAGUGCAGCAAGCGUGCCGCAGCCAGACGAAAUCAUUGAGCUACCCGUGGAACAGACCAAGACUGAAGCAAGCACACCCGCUCUAGAAGUCACAGAGCCUGAUGCAGAGCCUGUGGUGACUGCAGAAUCUGCAGCCGAUGUUGAAGUUGCAUCAGAGCCUGUGGAGCAGUCUUCUGAGGUCGAAUCACCUCCUAAGAAGACUCCUCGUCUGCGCCGCGAACAUGUCUAUGAGGAAAUAGGCCAAGGUGAACCACAGCCCCUCAUGGAAUUGGAUUCGCUCAAGAAGUCGCUGAUGCGACAAGACAAUCUUGCCGCUGAUGAUAUCGCGGCAGCUAAGCCUGUGCCUUUGGAUCGCAUGGGUAGCAGCGAGGAGGAUCAGGUGGCUGCAGCCGCCGCGGAGAAAGCAAACAGCUCCUUGCUGGCCCCGAUUUCAUCCAUAGACUCCACUUCUUCGGACGAGGAUCGUGCACGUCUUGCGCAGCUCUCGCCAGUCGUGGAGGAGAGCGAUGAACCCACUGAAGUGUCCGAAUUGCGCCCAGUACUAAAGAAGGAAGCAUCACCUGCACCGUCUGAUAAAAAAGUGACCUUCUCCCACGUCGAGGAUGAGGCCGAACCACAUCGGGAGGAUGUUGACCUGCCCGAAGAAGUACUGGAAGCGGCCACGAAUGCGGCCAAAUCGAAGAGCGAUAGUGAUCAUGACUACGAGCCUGUGGGCGUGUCGCCGGCACAAGAAAUGGAUACACUGCCGGCGACGACAUCCGCCCAGAAUGGCAGCAGCCUCCAGCAGCAGCCACCGUCGCAGCCCAUGGAUAUUGAUAUUGAUAUUGACUUCAGCUCAACGGGAACCACACCACGCACUGAAUCUCGCACAGACUAUGAAAUCCACACCAGCCAAGUGGAUUCGAGCGCCCUCGAGGAACUUCCUCUGCAACCGGAGAAUCGCAAGAAGAGUUUUAUGGCAUCAGCACAGGAUCGCACCAAGAAAAUGCAAGACGGAAUUCGCAAUCAAGCGGGCAAGCUGCGCACGAAGCUACGCACACAACAAAAACCGAAGCCUGUCUCGGGCAGUCCCAAGGCCAAAGAACGCCGCCGCUUUGCUCCGGAGUUCUCCAAGAUCAAAAUGCCCGAAAUUAAGCGACCAGAUAUGUCCAAAUUUAAGGAUUUAAAACGUCCUGAGUUCACCAAGUUUAACAAGCCGGACAUGUCCAAGUUUAAGCUACCUGAGAAGUUCUCAACUCUGAAGCUGCGACGCAGCAAAAGCUUUAAGGAGAAUGAGACUGAGAUGCCCGAAGAAUCCACGGAAUCACCAGCAACAACAGCAGAUGCAGCCCCUGCUCCACAAAAGAAGAAGUUCGAGUUCAACUUCGGUACCUAUCCGAGGGCUUUCCGCAAAAAGAAACCUGUGGAGGAACCUCUUCCCCCCAUGGAGUCCUCACUGGGUACAGAGCGUCAGAGUCUAAGUGUUAUACCAAGCACAGAAACACAGCCAUCACAGACAUCGACGAGCUCCCCACAAGGUGAUCGAGGUCCGGGCCCAGUGCGAUCCCGCUGGGCGGAUAAAUUCUCCGAUGUCAGCUACAAUGACAGCGAAGGAUCACGCUACAGACGCUACGGCAGUGAACUGGAGAGCUUCGAUCGAGAAUCCUCGCUAGAACGACGCAUGAAAGAAGACUUGGAGGAGGACACAGCAAGCGAGGCGGUGCCACAAACCGAUAUGGGUAUCUUAGGAGGCGUUGCUGAUAGCAAACAGUUUGCCGAAUUCGAUGAGGAGAAUCGUGCCAUACACGAGAUCUCUAGCCAGAGGACACGUGAGUUCAAACGCAGACCCAUGGUGCAUCAAGACUCGGAUCUGCGUUCCGAGGAUAGUCGCGAUGCCGAAGGCUGGACCGAGAAGGACAUACAAAAGAAUAAAUUACUGCGCAAGGCCGAACUGGAUGCGGAAGCAAGCUAUUACAAGUACCACGAUCGCCAGGAUGCCCAGUCCACGGCCAGUUCCGGCAAGAAGGUCGUCAUGGAGCAAAUCGACGAUGAUGAGUUCUUCUUGCGCAAGCGCGGCAUUUCCGAAGACAACAUUCAGUUGCGUCAGUAUAUUAGCGAUGCCAUUCGGGAGGGUUACGAGGUGCCCAAUGCACUGCAACAUGUUGGUUAUUCCUACGAUGUGCCUCCACCAAAGCCACGGCGACUCCAUCGCAACUAUCGCCCGGACUUUGAGGAUUCGCAAGAGUUUCAGCGCAGCGAAUAUGGCGAUGAUUUGUCCAUGUCUCAAAAUGGCAGCGACUUCCUGCCCAAGCGUCCGCUGCGCAAGGCACGCAGUCGCAGCAAGUACUCCAUAGAGGGCAGCCAGGAUAUUCCUAUGGCCGAUGGCAGCAGCAGCAUUCAGUACUUUGACGACGAUGAGGAAUAUUUGCGACCUCCCAUGCACGAACAGCAGCAGCAACAGGCGGUUGUCGACCCUCAAGAGGCGGUUAAUAAUCUGAAGUUUGCUGACGGUAUAGCGUCAGAGGUGUCACCCCCACAAUCACAACCUCGACCACAGGCACCAAGACGCCAAAAGAAACGCACACGUGAAGAGAAAUCGCAGGAAAAGGAUGCGGACUCGUUCAUUAAUGGUUUUGGUGGUAGAUCAGUAUCGAACACCUUUUUGCAGCCACAGGAAGAUGUAAUUGUUUAUCGCACUGAGCACGAAUAUCAUCAUCAUAUACCGCUAGCCACGCCCGAUAGGUUUACGGAUGCGACCUCGGCACGCACGGAGCGCUCCGAGGACGAACGCACCUCUCGUGGUGCCGAAUCACUGAGCCUGGAUGCGCACCGAGCAGAGAGCAAGGAAAAGUUUGUCAUCGAUAUGCUGGAGAGUGAUGGCUAUGCCGUAGUGCGGAAGGAACCAGUGCCCAAGCCGACGCCGCCAGCACGUCGCAAGAAAUUCGCACGCUCCCCUGGUGAAAGAUUCGCCACAUUGCCGAGCAUACGGGGAUCUCGAGGCUCCCCGCCACCAGCUCGGCCUCCGCCGCCAGAGCAGUAUACGCCCAGUGAGGAUUCACCACUGGUGCCGCGUCGCCGUUCCGCUGGCAAUCUGGAAGAGUUGCCCAGCAGUCACAUUCACUCGACAACUGCUCAAGUGCUACUCAAGUCAAAUUACGCGACAUUGCCGGCCGCGCUGCCGUCACGACAGCAGCUCCAGGAAGAGGAGGAUGACUACGAGGAACCCGGCGAACUGCUGCGCCCCGACUCGCCACGCUUAAAUCUUCAGUCGGGUGAAGUCAUUAACAAAAUGAAGUUCCGCCCAUUGCCACCGCCACCGCGUCCACCACGCGAACGUCGCUCCGCUCGGGGAGGCACCUUGGAAAGCUACGAGGACAGCGAACGCAUUGCCAGUUCAUCCAAUGCUGAUAGUAUGGAUCAGGGCGAGUUUGAAGUAGAGGUGUCUACCCAAACGGAUCCGUUACCUGAUGAUUUUGUGUGUGAAGAAUUUGAGAUAACCGAUGAUAUGAAGGUCAUUGAACCACGUCGUUCCUUGGGUUCGGGUGGCAAGACAACGCUGGAGGAUUUGCUGCGCAGUGUGCAGUCACAAGAACCAGAUGAGGUGGAUGGUGCACGUGUGCUUACCGAAGACGAACAGCUGGCCAAGGGAUUGGCACGUUUCCGUGAUGCAAACCAAAGAAGCAUGUCCGAACGUUCUCGUGCAUCUUCGCAGGCAGAUCGCUCCAAGUCUCUGAGUCGUCCACAGACGCCAUCAUCGGCGGUGAUCAUUGAGCGCCGUGUCCCUACACCCAGUCUCAGCACUGGAGAAGCCGAUGACACUGUGCAGGCUUCUCUUAUAGUGCGUCCCAUUAGCACCGCUGAUCUGGAGGAUGACGAGCUUCGUCGUGAAGAGGAAGAACUCCGACGCGAAGGACUGCUUUCUGAUAGCUCGGUGCAAAGCAAGUCUGAUGUGGAAACAGCUGGCGAAGAGGAGGAGCAUGGUGAGAUUGCAUUCAGCGACUAUGCUGCCAGCUCCGCAGACUUGGAUGCAGCUGUGGAACAGCUGCAGCAGGCACAUCUUGAAAGCGACUACGAUAGCAAGCUGGAGGAUGAUGAAGUGGAACGCACACUACGUGACAGCGAGUACGAAGAAGACGAAGAAACUGGAAAGUACUCGGAUCAGUAUGACGAAGAGGACACUAAAGAGAAUCAAGAACGCAUCGACCAAGAGCUGGAUGAAGCUUUGGAAAAGGAACUACAAGAGGAAAUGGAAAAGAUGCUCAAAGAGUACCGUAAAACAGAAGUCAUCGAGGAGCAACCACUGUCUGAAACAGAGUUGCAACAAUCUGAGGGCGAGCAGGCACCGUCUGAAGUGGAGCAAGCACUCUCCGAAGUCGAGCAGGCACCAUCUGAAGUGGAGCAACUUUCUGAAGUGGACCAUCCGCUUUCCGAAGUGGAACAUACUCUCUCUGAAGUGGAGCAAGCUCCCUCUGAAGUGGAGCAUCCUCUAUCUGAGGAUGAACACACAUUGCCUACCGUGGAAUCACCACAAGCAGUCGAGGAACCCAUCAUUACCAAAGCUGUCAGCAGCGAACCGAUCGAAGCCGAAGUCAGGCUCAAAUUCGUAGCCACAUUACCCACCGAGCCCGCUAUCGACUACAGUCAGACUGAGGAGGAAGUAGAGGCAACUCCACUACCGCCACCGCGUCGUAAAUCGACCACUGUGCUAGAGCCCACCUCAAGCCACACACUGACCAUAGCAGAGCAAAUCUCACGCGAAGUGACACCUGUUCAAUCGCUGCAAUCCGCACCAGCUGACCAAGAAGCACAGUUGCCCAGUCACCUCAAGGAACUGGAGGUAGAGCGUCUGCGUGUUCAUGCACUGCAAGCUGGACAAAUACAAGUCUCGCAGUUGCAUGGAGCCCAAAUCAGCGCCGAUGAACUGGCCUGCAAAUCGGGACAACUGGUAGUGCAAAACAUUGAAUUGCCACCAGGAUUCAUCGAUGACAUUGUGGAACGCGUUAAGGAGCAGCGACCAUCGCUACUGACCACCGAGACACAGACGAGUCGUCAGCCCAGCAGUGAACCCGCUACAAGUGACGUGGAGCCACCCGUCAAGCCGCCACGUCAGGUCAAGGGAAUGGAAUCGUCGCAAACUGCUGUCUCCCAAUCCAAUCUGGAUGAGCAGACACAAACAGAAGCUGCACUAUUGCCCUUGCCACCACCACCAGCUGUGUAUCCCAGCGUAGAGUACUUGCAAUCGUUGGCUCCUUUGGCCUUUUACAAUUUGCAACGCAGCGGCGAAGCAGAGCAAGCGGAAGCAGCCGCAGCUGCAGCCGCUCCAACACGCGCUUCCAGCAUAGAGCGCAAGCAACCACAUAAGUGCCGACGUCGUCAUGUGCAGGAACACCUGGACUCUGGCGACUCUGAAUUCGAAGAGCAAUUGGUGGAACGACCACGAUCGCGUUCAAGACGCUCGCGCACACGCAGCGCCACACAGCCACUCGAGGAGUACGACGAGGAUCAGCCCAAGACGGUGGUGCAGGCAGGCAGACAGUUCAUCUCAGCUUGCAGCUUGGAGCUGGUCAGCAUCAUCAAUCAGCUGACGAACUUUGUGCGUGGCGACACCAUGGAACCGGCUCAGCAGCACCAACAGCCUCGCAACAUAUCCGCACUCAUGAUGCUCUUCAUUUUGAUCACGUUCGGUGUGCUCGUCUUUUUGUUGACGGGCCGCCAGGUGCAUACACAUCAUUGGGACUACUUCAAUCCGCCAGGCAACGAAGGCAGGCAAACGUGAAACGGGAAACAUAAUUUUUGGAACAUCAGUAACGCUGAGUUUUGAUUGAUGGGAUGCCAAACGAUGACGAUGAUGCUUGGAGCAUAUACAGGCAGGCAGACAGGCAGCAGUUUUGCAUUUUGGAGCGAAUUUGAAACGAAUUUAAAAGCGGCCCGACGUGGACCGCUCGAAACCAAAGGCCUUAACCUUAAUGAUAUAUAACUAAAAACAUACUAACAAAACACACACAAAAAUCUAUACUUUAGGCAGGAUACGAAAUGGGCGGCGAAAGGAGGCGUUGCCAUUGCUACUAGUCACAGACACACAGUCAUAAAACAAAGUCACAACAAACAAUUCAAUCGAACAAAAGAUAUCCCAAGUUCAAUUCAGUUCAGUCAUCAUCAAUCGCUGCAUUAAACAACUAUCUUGUAGUACAUCAAUAUGCAAAUACAUUUUACAUCAGUACCAACAACGAUAACAACAACAAUAGUAAGAACAGCAGCAAAGAUUGUGUAUUAUGUACUUAAAAAUUAAGUAAAAGUUAAUGUCAUUUGUUGGCAACUUAUUUAUGAAUUUUUGUAUUUUAAUGAUACAAAAAAUAAUGUUUUGCUCAUUUUUCUACUGCAUAAGCGACGUUAUAUAUUUUUGAGAAUCAAAUGAAGAAAUGAAGCAAGUCAAUUGUUGUUUAAUUAAGAAGACCUGGCAUAGUAGGUACAAUACAAACUAUAUAUAUUGGAGAUCAAUUGUUUUCAAUCUGCACGAAUUGAUGAUGCAAUCGUUUAAUUUUCAUUUUAUUAGCCAUAAUUCAUUUGAACCACAAGUACUUAGCGAAAAGAGAUGGUCAACAUAUGUAAGUACAUUAUAUAUACUUAUAGAAGCGUAUUUUCAAUAAAGCAACAAUCUAUUUAAAUACGAUCGUG
This is a messenger RNA of Drosophila albomicans, 9118 nucleotides long. Its product is annotated as trichohyalin. The transcript is spliced from 9 exons. The record is from RefSeq and is a predicted model, not a curated record. Bases 375 to 8219 code for a protein of 2614 amino acids. Lineage: Eukaryota; Metazoa; Arthropoda; Insecta; Diptera; Drosophilidae.